AAUCGCGAUUCUCUGAUAUGCUGUCACUUGAUACUUUGGUCUACCUUGAUCCAGUAUAAUCUCCUCUGUAUUAUGCCCCGAAUGUUCACAUACAUACCAACGAGACGGGUCAACGGCUUCAGAUAAGCCAUACUCAGGGUACUCGGACCUCGGCUCUUUUCGACCCAGUCGUGCUUCUCCACCCCCUCGCCGCGCCCUUGACCGAAUAAACUAGACCUUAGAUCCAUCACCAAUAUAUUAACAUGGCAGAGUAUGUGCCAGUCAGUCACCAGCUCUCUGACAUAACAAAGCGCUGGAAACGGACGCAGACAGACAGACGUUAUAAGCAGCCAGCCGAUGCUAGUGUUAGGCAAAGAUGGCCGGCCCGAAGAUUACGCUCUACGUGGACAUUGUCAGUCCUUUUGCGUACAUGGCUUACUAUAUGCUUAGGCACUCCCCCAUCUUUAAGCCCGCCAACAUAACAUACACGCCCAUCCUCCUCGGCGGUCUCAUGAAAGCUUGCAACAACACGGCGCCCAUCCAAAUCCGCAACAAAGACAAAUGGAUCAAUACAGAACGCCUCAGGUGGGCCCGCCAAUUCCAUAUCCCCAUGAGUCAAGAUUUCCCAGCAGGCUUUCCCAAACCAACGCUCCAUGUCCAGCGCUUCCUGACCGCCUUGCACAUGACACACCCGGACAAGCUCACACUGGCCCUGGACACACUCUACGCCGCAUUGUGGACGGAACCGAACGAAUCGGAGCUGCCGGACCCGAAAGUUUUCGCCGGCGUGCUCGAGAAGGUCCUGGGUAAGGAUGUCGUGGCCGAAUGUGUGAGUAAAAUGGGUAGUCCGGAGGUCAAGAAAGAGCUCUCGGCGAAGACGGACCAAGCACUGAACGACGGCGCUUUUGGACUGCCGUGGUUUCAGUGCGAGAACGCCGACGGCAGUGUCGAGGGGUUCUGGGGAUUCGACCACUUAGGCCAGGUUGUUAGGUUUCUAGGACUGGAUACGUCUGGGAAAGGGGAGAUUAGAGCGGUUAUGUAGGAUGGUGUCGGAAGUUCAGCCGUGAAAGUGGAAAGGAGACUGAAGAAGAGGGACUGUACAGCGGUCGUCCUGUGCAGGCCUUCCCCGGUUGUGAUCGCCGUUUCGUCAUGCGAAUGAGCGGGAUUCGAUGCUGAUGUCUUCUGCUGAGUUGUAGGUGUGCUCUUAUACUCUUGGGGACUCUCUGGUUGUGAAGCACGCUAUCAACGGAGUUCGAUCCGUUCCAACUUCGCCGUGCCCAUGGACUCCAGCACUCCACAAUUACUCAAUCCUUCGACAUAGCUAGUGCCCACGAAUUCAUAAUGAC
Molecule: messenger RNA, 1325 nt
Organism: Exophiala xenobiotica
Lineage: Eukaryota; Fungi; Ascomycota; Eurotiomycetes; Chaetothyriales; Herpotrichiellaceae
Exons: 2
Coding region: 356-1021 (221 amino acids)
Biological process (GO): glutathione metabolic process
Cellular component (GO): peroxisome; mitochondrion
Molecular function (GO): glutathione transferase activity; glutathione peroxidase activity
Source: RefSeq, a predicted model, not a curated record